Molecule: messenger RNA, 1354 nt
Organism: Chenopodium quinoa (quinoa)
Lineage: Eukaryota; Viridiplantae; Streptophyta; Magnoliopsida; Caryophyllales; Amaranthaceae
Product: mediator of RNA polymerase II transcription subunit 20a-like
Exons: 6
Coding region: 309-977 (222 amino acids)
Biological process (GO): regulation of transcription by RNA polymerase II
Cellular component (GO): mediator complex
Molecular function (GO): transcription coactivator activity
Source: RefSeq, a predicted model, not a curated record
AUUUUAAUCAUGGGUAAACUUUACUACCACUGAAUUAUCGCGAAGAUCAACUUGUUUUUACCCACAAAAACUUGCUCAUUCACUCAUUGUAUUCUCACGUCUCAAUCUCUCCUCCGUUUAAGCGUAUUCCAAAUUCACCAAUCUCCAUUGAAGGCGCUUCUGAACUAUUUCUCCUCCAUUAAAACAGCUUUGAGAGUUCAGACUUCAGUAUUGGGUAGGCAAGAGCAAGAAGCUUGCUUAGUGAAACUGUGGUGCUCGAAGGAAAAGCACUCGUGAUUGCAUUUACUUCCAUCUAUUUGCAUUUUACCAUGGGUGUGAAAUGGGUGCUUCAUUGGCACCCCAAUGCAGGGAAUACAGUGAACACUCAAAUAAUGAAUGAAAUCUCCCAGUGUGUUGAGAACUUGAAUGGUGUCAAAGAAGGGAGGUGGAAAUCUGUGCUAACCUUCUACAAGCCCAUCACUCGAGAUCAGGCGAUGGCAGCCGAAUAUCCCCGUGAUUAUCUUGGUUUCUCAAUUCCAGAUCAACCCGACAAAUAUUACUUUAUAAUUCGUGGCCAGCGGAUUGUUCUUGAAGCAGAUUUAAGUAUACAAACAAUUAUGGAUAAGUUGCAAUCAUACAAGUCAAGGGUGUCCUUGAAUUUUGAGGGAAUCCAGUACCAGCUUGGGGACUUCCAAGUGAGAGUAGGAAAGGUUGCUCCUAGUCAUUCUGAAACUAUGCGAGGAAUAGUCAUGGAGGUUGAGUAUCUUCCAAUUUCUUCUAUUGAAAAAUCCAGGCAAAUCCUUCAGGACUUUGUGGAUAUUUGGAAAGAUACAUUGUCAAAGAGGUUGUUACCAGGUCAUUUUAUUCAUAUCGAACCCAACUUUGGAGAGUAUGGCUUAACAGACCAGUAUACCGCUGAACAUACAGCAGUUCAGUAUGCCACUGUCAUGGCGCAACUGAUUGCAACUGUGCAAACAACACAAGCAAUCAGAAAUUAAAACCUUUAUUAUUCUGUACAUGUUAUAUUGUAACUAUUGUUGUAGCAGAUGUGGUUCCCCACCUUUAGAUCCAGUUUUCUGUACUCCGUAGCUCGUUGCAAUUCCUCACUUUUUAUUUUCUUACCUCAAACUUCUUGGUUUGCAUUCUGAUGAAACUAUGAAGAUAUGCAGGCCCCCGGAGUUCAGGAGGUAAACAGACAAAAAUGUGAGAAUAUGCUAUAUGAUGAUUGAAAAGGGGGUUUCUUUCUUGUGCCGAUCUCCAGAUUGUUGUCAUAUAAGUUUUUGCAUGUAUGCUAGUAAGAUAAAGUAUUUUUGUGAAUGCUAUGAAUUUCUGAUGAAAUGAUAAUAGAGCGGAGCCUUGAAAUUUUGAGCAAAAA